Molecule: messenger RNA, 594 nt
Organism: Ceraceosorus guamensis
Lineage: Eukaryota; Fungi; Basidiomycota; Exobasidiomycetes; Ceraceosorales; Ceraceosoraceae
Exons: 3
Coding region: 1-594 (197 amino acids)
Source: RefSeq, a predicted model, not a curated record
AUGACCAACAUUCCUCCGCCGACUCCAGCUCCGCAGCUGAACGGAAGUCUCAAGCUCAACGAAGAGAUUGUGACCAAUGGGAAAGAGGCGCUUGAGGCUCUCCACGGCAUGAUUCAGUCGCGGCCCCCGCAGGAGCGCCUGAUGCUUCUCGUUCACCUGCAACAGAUCGAGAAGGCCUUGAGCCAUGUCGAGGAGAUGCACAAAGCAGUCUACGUGCUUCUAACUCUCGAUUUUUCUCAGAUCGACAGCAUGAUUGAAACGCUCGCUAUGGUAGCCGAUUACUUCGACCUCUGCAUGCCGAAUCGUGGCGCUUUCGAGAGUGACAUGGACUACAUCAAGUGCCUGACGCACUUUGACCACGUAAAGAAACAGCAGGUCCGACGCGCAGCAGCCCGCAUGAGCAAAGAGGCGGUCAUCGCCAAGGUCAACGAGCUCUCCGACCUGCUCGCUACCUUCACCACGGAUGAAUACAAGUGGGACUUUCAAGAGAAUCCAGCAACCUCUAUGCAGCCACCGGCCCGCGACAACGCUGUCCCUAUCAAGGAGGACUCGGAGGUCCAGGGAGACUUGGCCGCGCCUGAUCACUUCGCUUGA